Molecule: messenger RNA, 5559 nt
Organism: Nicrophorus vespilloides
Lineage: Eukaryota; Metazoa; Arthropoda; Insecta; Coleoptera; Silphidae
Product: vitellogenin-like
Exons: 4
Coding region: 71-5485 (1804 amino acids)
Biological process (GO): lipid transport
Molecular function (GO): lipid carrier activity
Source: RefSeq, a predicted model, not a curated record
GUAUUAUUUUCAUAUAAAAGGAUUGCGAAGGAAUCAGAAAGGCACACUUCUAAGACCGAUCAAGUCCAAGAUGUGGUCACGAAUCCUCCUCUGCUGUCUCGUCGGCCUUGCCGCUGCCUCCAACAACCAUGGAUGGCAAAACAACAAGGAGUACGUCUACAAAGUACAAGGACGUACUCUUACCGGCUUGCAAGACGUCGCUAACGAAUUCUCCGGAAUUGUUAUGAAGGGCAACUUGGUCAUCCGCCCGCAAAGCGAAGGCAAGUUGAUGGCUAAGAUCGUCGAUGCCAAAUACUCCCAAGUGCACUCCCACCUUAAGAACGGAUGGAAGAGCGAAAUCCCAGAGUCCAAAUUGCAAUACCAGCAAUUGCCACUCUGCGACAAGCCCUUCGAAAUCCAAAUGCAAAACGGUGUCGUUCGCGCCAUCGUUGUCAGCAAGGAUGUACAAACCUGGGAAUCUAACAUCAUCAAGAGUUUUGUCAGCCAAAUUCAACUUGAUGUGCAAGGCGAAAAUGUUGUCAACAGCCACAUGAAUCAACUUCCAGAAGCUGAUUCCGACAGCGCUGUUUUCAAAACUAUGGAAGAAACCGUGACCGGCAAGUACGAAACUUUGUACGAAAUCUCUCCACUGCCCGAAUAUGUCUUGCAAUCCCAACCAUGGCUCGUCCCGAUGCCAGAACUUAAGAACGACGGUGAAUUCAUCGAAGUUGUUAAGAGCAAGAACUUCAGCCGCGGAGAGGAACGUCUUGGAUAUUACUACGGACUUGGAAGCAUGGGUCGCUUCGAACCAAAUACCAACAAGAUGGGUGAUUUCUUCACUCGCUCCGCCAACAGCCGUGCCGUCAUCUCUGGAAACUUGAAACGCUUCACCAUCCAAUCUUCCGCUUCUACCAACAAGAUGAUCUUGCGUCCAACUCUCAACAGCCAAGAAAAAGGCAUGGUUGUCAGCCACUUGAACCUCACACUUUCCCGUGUUCAAGAAGCCUCCAGUUCCUUCGAACAACUCCAUGAUGGCCAAAAACUUAACUCUCUUACUUACACUUUCAACAUCCCAUUCGGAAGCAACAAGCAACAACAACAACAAAAGUUCAUGUACUCUUCUGGAGAACGUCAACACUACAGGUCCCCACGCUCUCUCAGGUUCAAUUCUGAAGAAUCUCAAUCUGAAUCUGUUGAAUCUCAAGAAAGUUGGGCCCAAGAAGAAUCCGAAUUGCGUCAACCACCUCAAUCCCCUCUUCUUCCAUUCACCAUGGGGUACAAGGGAAAGAACAUCAAGAAAUCUGAACAAGUUGAUGCUGUUGAAAGCGCCAAGAAGUUGGCCCAACAAAUUGGAAAGGAAUUGCAAAAACCAGAAGAAAUCGCCCAAGAGCAAUCUCUGGCCAAAUUCAUUGUUUUGACCUCCCUUAAUCGCAUCAUGACUGAAAAGGAAAUGGAACAAGUUGCUGAGCAACUCUACACCAAGGAAACUCAAGGACCAAAAGCUGAAGCUUGGUUUGUGUUCCGCGACUCUAUAGCCCAAUGCGGCACUGGCCCAGCUUUGUUGACCAUCAACCAAUGGAUCAAGACUGAGAAAAUCUCUUACGAAGAAGCUGCUCAAAUUAUUUCCACCAUGGCCCAAUCUGUCCGUCAACCAACUGAAGAAUACAUGCGUACCUUCUUCCGUCUUGCCACCAAGGAACAACAAAUCAAAUCUCAAGCUAUCCUCAACGACACCGCACUGUUGUCUUUCACCACCCUUGUUCGCAAAGUCUACGUUAACAAACAUGUUUCCCAUAACCAAUUCCCAGUUCACAGUUUCGGAAAAUUCCGUACUGAGAGUGGAAAGAGGUUCGUCGAACAAGAAGUUAUCCCAGAAUUGAAGCAACAACUUCAACAAGCUAUUCAAUCCGCUGAUAGCCACAAGAUCUUGGUCUUCGUCCGUGCUCUUGGAAACGUUGCCCACGAAUCCAUUCUUGCCAUUUUCGAACCAUAUCUUGAAGGACACAAGCAAGUUUCCCAAUUUCAACGCUUCCACAUGGUGCUCGCCUUAGAUAAAUUUGUUAAGGUUAAGCUGAUCAAGGCCAGGUCUGUCUUGUAUAAGAUUUACCAAAACCAAGGAGAACUUGAACAAAUUCGUGUUGCUGCUGUUUACCAACUCAUGCGUACCUGCCCACCAGCUAGCAUGCUCCAACGUAUGGCUCAAUUCACCAACGUUGAUACUCAUGAACAAGUCAACGCUGCUGUUCAAUCUGCCAUUCGUAGUGCCGCUACAUUGGAAGGACAAGAUUACAAAAUUUUGGCUGAUAAUGCCCGUUCUGCUGAACCUCUUCUUACCAAGAAAAACUAUGGAGCUCAAUACUCCAAGGACAACCUCCACAGUUUCGUCCAAAAAGAAAUGUCCAUGUUCUACAUACAAAACAUUCAAUCUUUCGGUAGCCGUGACAGCAUUAUUCCAAGAGGAAUCAGUUACGCUCUCCGCAAUACUCUUGGUGGAGCCAAGCAUGAACUCAUUAACACCCAAUAUAUGAUUUCCAACAUCGAUGAACUUAUCAAUGUCUGCGAAAGACUUUCCCAAAAACAUCAACACCAACAAAAGCAACAGCAACAGAACUUCCAGCAAGCUCAAAACAAUCAAUGGUCCAGCGAAUCUAUCUCCAAAUUGCUUAACAUGAAGACCAGUGAACGCGAACAACUUGAAGCUUCAUUCUAUUUGCAACUCUCCGGAGGUGCCACUCGUUUCUUCACCUUGAACAACCGCACUGUAGAACUUAUCCCAAGGGUUCUCCGUGACAUCGAAGAAUCUCUUGCCAAUGGAAAAGAAAUCCAAUACACUAAAGUUUGGAAUAGCCAAGAAAUCGCCAUCAGUUUCCCAACUGAAAUGGCCUUCCCAUUCAUCUACACUCUUGAUGCCCCAACUGUCAUCCGCAUCCAAGGACAAGUCCGUGCCCAAGCUCAACCACGUUUCAGCAAUGGAGAUAAACUCAACAAGCCAGAAACUGUUUCCGUUGAAUCUGAUAUCCACGCUCUUGUUUCUACCAAGAUCCAAGCUAGAUUUGGUUUCAUUACUCCUUUCGAUCACCAACAAUACAGCAGCGGUUUCGACAAGAACGUCCAAGUCAACCUUCCAUUAAAAUCUAAAUUGAAUGUUGAUAUCAAGAAACAAAACAUCAAUAUGGAACUUCAACCAAGCAAGCCAGAGAGAGAUGCUCAAAUCUUCCACUACAGCUCUUGGCCAUACACCGCCAAACACAACAUCCUCAACUUGGAACCACUUUCCAAGCAACACAACACUAAGGUUAUCCGCACUCAAGAACAGCCACAAACUCAAUUCCACGGACUCUUCGGAAAGCAGACUGGUAUGGCUUUCCGUGUUCAAUACACCUCUGAACAAAGAUUCUUUGAUGCCCGUUGGGUUUACGAACAACUGAGCCGUCAAGAUUUGGUUUCUGCCUUCUUGGCUCCAAUGAACGACGAAUCUAUUUUGUACACUGACAUCAACGUUAAAUACAUCUCCAACGAAUCUUCUGCCCGUAAAGUUCAACUCCGUCUUGCUUUCCAACACAAGACUGAACAAGAAGGCCAACAAACCGAGAUCAACAUUAAGGAAUUCAACAACCUUCCUCAAGAAGUUGAAGCCCGUCAAGCCAAAUUCUCCAAAAUGGCUGCUUCUGGAAUCAAAAACGCUGAAAUCUGCACCUGCGAUAUGGCUGUUCAGUUUGAUGGACACAACAAGGUUCAUUAUGCUGCUACCGCUGCCUUCGCCAAGAGUCUAGUUGAUGACAAAUCUCGCGUUCUCUUCUUCGCAAAGAAAGAAUCUGCAAACCACCAAGAAUGCAAACCAUUCGAAUUUGCUGUCGCCGUUAAGGCUCGCAUUCCAAACACCAACGGACUCAACUACCAAUAUGCUUUGGACUUCUCUCCAAAGGUUACCGCCCAAUUUGAAUUUGUUUUCGGCAAAAACUUGCAAAGCUCUAACCAAAUCAACGUUCAUGCUCAAUACGACAAGAGCGAGAGUCGCAGAAGGUUCUUGAAGAAUCACCCACGCUCCCAAGAAUGCCGCCGUGAGAUGGAACAAGAAAACUACCAACUUCCAGCUUGCGCUAACAUGACCCAAGAGGCCAACCUUUUAGAUCGUGUCCAAGUUCAUGUUCAAUUUGAAAACAUGAGCCAAAACAUGCGCAACAUGACCUACAAGUUAUACAACGCUAUUCGUUACAUGGGAUACUACAACCUCGAUGAGAACAGAGUCGACCCACAAAACGAUGUUAAGGAAAACCAAAUUGAAAUGGAAGCCCGUUUUGAUGCCGAUUUCCAAGCCGUCAACGUCUCCUUUAAAACUCAAGAGAUGAACUCCCGUUUCGAAAAUGUGCGUUUGAACAAAUGGGUUAAAAAAAUCGUUGUUGGUCACCCAGUUUUCACUAAGAAGCAACGCGUUAUGAGCGAAAUCCUUGGCUACGAUACCUUCUUGCCAUUCUGCGUUGUUGACAAGAAUGCUGCUAACACUCUUGACAACAAGACCUAUCCAAUCAAUCUUGGAAACUCCUGGACCGUUAUGAUGCAAUACGUCCCAACUUUCGCCAGGGUUCAUCACCAUCAACAAAAGCACCAAGAACAACAAGAGGAACUUCAAACUGAGCAACACGCUGUUUUCGUCCGCGACGACAAAUCUGGACACGGAAAGGAAGUUAAAAUUACUCUGCGCAACGCCCGCACCCAAGCUCAAUUGGUCGAGGUCGACAUCCAACCUCAGGGACAACGUUCCGGUCCAUGCGCCAAGAUCACCAUCAAUGGAAAGCAAAUCCAAUACAACAUCAAACAAGUUACCGUUGUUGAAGGUGGUUUGAUCAAGGUAUAUGGUCUUCCAAACGAUGAGGUUAAGAUCGAACUCGAAGACAACUACUACAUCAUCUACGAUGGUGAACGCGUCAAGCUUACUGUUGUUGACAACAAAUUCCGUGGAUCCGUCCGUGGUCUUUGCGGUACUUUCACCGGUGAAAAAUCUGACGAUUUCCUUACCCCAAGGAACUGCAUCCUCCGCGAUCCACGUGAAUUCGCCGCCACCUACACCAUUGAACGUAAGGGACAUAACCAAGAAUUCCAUUCCCGUGCCCAGAAGUCUCCAUGCUUCAGACAAGAAGUCAUCUACGCUAACGUCAUUUCCGACAUUGAUGCUGGACGUGUUUCUCAACCAUUGAGCCACAAGUCUAACAACCACCAAAGCCACAGCACCAACAGCAACAGCUGCACCAAGCACCAAACUCGCUAUGUCGAACGUGAAGAUGAUAACGAGAUCUGCUUCUCUGUUCGUUCAAUCCCAUCUUGCAACAUCUCUUGCCGCCACAACAAGAUGAUUGGCAAGUCCGUGGAAGUCCACUGUGUCCCAAGGACAAAUGUCUCUGAAAUGUGGAGGAACCAAAUCCAAAAGGGCGCCAACCCAGAUUUCAGCCAAAAGGCUGUUCACAAGUCCCUCAAGAUGGAAGUCCCUGAUAACUGCUACAGGAACUGAGUUUAAAAUUCAAAGCGACCCCCGAUAUAAUAUUUAUUAGCAUUCCAAAAAUGUAAAAAAAAUAAUAAAAAUAA